UAUUAUUUAUUAUCCUUUAACUGUACACACUACUAACUUUUAUAACACUAUUUUAUCAAGAAAUGUUGAAGAAAAAAUACAUAGCAUUGAAUUUGCAUCAGAUGUUUAUCAUUACAAAAAUAUUACGUUCUUCAACAAUGAUUAUGAUUACGAAACAGAUAUUUAUCGACAGAAAAAUGUGCAAAAAAAGAAUAUUAUUCUCAAUUCAUCAAACAAUAUGAAGCCAAAAACAGAAAAUUUAGCUGAAUACAACAUUUUUUCAAUAGAAUUCCACAGAGUUGAAACUCCAUUUAUUAUUGGUAUUUGGAUUUUUUCAGCAAGUGUAGCAAAAAUUGGUUUUCAUAUGACUCCAAGAUUAAGCAAAAUAUUUCCCGAGUCCUGUUUACUCAUAGUUGUUGGAGUAAUCGUGGGACUGAUAUUAUUCAAAACAAAUAACUUGCACAUGUCGCCUAUGACUCCAGAUACGUUUUUCUUGUACAUGCUUCCACCGAUCAUAUUAGACGCUGGUUACUUUAUGCCAAAUCGACUAUUUUUUGAUCACCUUGGAACCAUUUUAUUAUUUGCAGUGGUUGGAACCAUUUUUAAUACCAUGUCUAUAGGUCUGACAUUGUGGAUCUUUGGAAAAACAGGCUUGUUUCAAUGUGAAACGCCAAUUUUGGACAUGUUACUAUUCGCAGCUUUGAUAAGUGCCGUUGAUCCGGUAGCUGUUUUGGCUGUAUUUGAAGAAAUUCAUGUGAAUGAAAUUCUAUACAUUGUUGUAUUUGGAGAAAGUCUAUUAAAUGAUGCUGUUACAGUAGUGUUGUAUCAUAUGUUUGAAUCAUACAGUGAAAUGGGGUCUCAACGUAUUGCUUAUUCGGAUAUAUUAUCAGGAGUUUUAUCCUUUAUUGUUGUUGCUAUUGGAGGAGCAGUGAUAGGAAUAAUGUGGGGCUUUACAACAAGCUUCGUAACAAGAUUUACUUAUCAAGUACGAGUUAUUGAGCCAAGUUUCAUUUUUGUUAUGGCGUAUCUUGCUUAUUUAACAGCCGAAGUAUUUCAUAUGUCAGGGAUUUUAGCUAUAACAUUUUGCGGAAUUACUAUGAAAAAUUACGUGGAAGCCAACAUUUCAUUUAAAUCUCAUACGACAGUAAAAUAUACUAUGAAGAUGUUAUCAAGUAGUUCUGAAACCAUAAUUUUCAUGUUUUUGGGAGUUGCAACGGUAAAUAACAAUCACAACUGGAAUACUCGAUUUAUUCUUAUGACUGUAUUUUUAUGCUCUAUCUACCGAAUAAUUGGAGUCAUUGUAUUAACGGGAAUCGCCAAUCAAUUUCGUUUACACAAACUAAAUAAGGUGGACAAAUUCGUCAUGUCUUACGGAGGUUUACGAGGAGCGGUCGCAUUUGCACUGGUUCUUUUGAUAGAUCCAAAUCAUGUACCCUUACAACCAAUGUUUGUUACAACAACGAUAACUGUGAUUUAUUUUACAGUUUUCAUUCAGGGAAUAACGAUAAAGCCAUUAGUCAAAAUACUCAAUGUCAAAAGAGCUGAAAAAAGGAAACCAACGAUGAAUGAAAGAAUUCACGAAAGGAUAAUUGACCAUAUCAUGGCAGGAAUUGAAGAUAUAUUGGGAAAGCAUGGAAACUAUCAUGUUCGGGACAAAUUCAAACAUUUUGACAAUUCUUAUAUAAGACCAUACAUAGUCCGUAAUUAUUGUGGUGCUGAACCGAAAAUACUUGAAACAUAUUCUAAAUUGACUAUAAGAGAUGCUAUGGAUUUGAUAAGAAGAAACGCUUCUAACGCAGCAUUUUCAAAUGGAAUAGAUGAAGUCAAUUUUCAUCGUUCUUCAAGUAACUACGAAAAGCUAAACGCAAGCGGCCUAGAUACCCAAUCAGGUUGGAAUAUUGACUUUCAAGAACUUGAUUAUAAUCCAUCUAAAAAAGAUAUGGGUGAAGCGAAAAUCCAUCAUUUAUUGACUGAAGAAUUGUGCAAGCCGCACAAAAGGCAUAGACGGCUAAGCUAUAGUAGGCACGCUGUUGAUGAUAAAGAUUUAAACACUCAAGUUAAUUUUAAAAUUCAUAUGAAUAUGAGAAGAAUACUUGGAGAACAUAAGCACCGAUCAAGGCGAAGUAAAAAAUCAAGUAAAGAAAUGAAACCAAACCGAGUGAGUUUUUCUAAAUCAUUGGGGACUGAUUUGAGUAAAAGUGAAACAAUGAAAGAAGUUACACCAACUGCAACAGAAUCUGUAUUACCAUGGAAACGAGAAGAUACUAUUUACUUCAAUAAACCGUUGAAAGUCAAUGAAUUUCCUUUAUGGUGUUCAGCAAAAGAUUAUUUAGAAAACGAUUUACUGAAAAUAUUUUUCUUUCAUAAUGCAGGAUAAUACAGUCAGACCAAAGAAUUUGAUUAUGAAAAGUGACAAUUAAGUUUAAAUCUGAUUUUUUGUCACAUUCGUGGCAUUAUUGUUAUAUACAAAAUAG
Molecule: messenger RNA, 2453 nt
Organism: Trichogramma pretiosum
Lineage: Eukaryota; Metazoa; Arthropoda; Insecta; Hymenoptera; Trichogrammatidae
Gene: Nhe2
Product: sodium/hydrogen exchanger 3
Exons: 13
Coding region: 218-2356 (712 amino acids)
Biological process (GO): sodium ion transport; proton transmembrane transport; regulation of pH
Cellular component (GO): membrane
Molecular function (GO): sodium:proton antiporter activity
Source: RefSeq, a predicted model, not a curated record